This is a messenger RNA of Drosophila rhopaloa, 1230 nucleotides long. Its product is annotated as protein late bloomer. The record is from RefSeq and is a predicted model, not a curated record. The transcript has 5 exons. Bases 108 to 743 code for a protein of 211 amino acids. Gene Ontology annotation, cellular component: membrane. NCBI's taxonomy places the organism in Eukaryota, Metazoa, Arthropoda, Insecta, Diptera, Drosophilidae.
UGCCCAACUAUUUAGUAUAGCAAUAACCUUCUAGGAGUAAGCAUUUGAAUUAAAGUUAGUAAAAUACGGAAAAGUAGACCACGCGUAGACCCAAUUUUUAUAUCGCCAUGGGUUUGUCACCGUUGUUGAUUAAAUAUCUAGCGUUCCUGUUUAAUUUUCUUUGUGCGGUACUAGGAAUCGUGACUAUCGUGAUCAAUGUAAUCGCAAUAGAGAGCAUUGAUCCAAAGGAUCAACUCAUUUUGUGCAUCUACAUUGCCGUCGGUUCUAUCGUAUUCCUGUUGUCCUUCUAUGGCUGUUUUGGGGCCAUUAAGGAGAGUAUCUGUAUUACCUGGUCGUACGCUAUCUCGAUGCUGGUAAUGCUGCUCAUCUCUAUAGCCCUGCUGUUCGUUUUUCGCAUGCAUUUCGAUGACGACUCUCAUAAUAAACUACAUGAGGCCUUUGCCAAACAGUUGAAAGACCAAGAUGCAAUGUCUAAGUACCAAAUACAAUACGAAUGCUGUGGCAUCAACAAAUUAAAGGAUUACACCGACGCCUCUAUACCCCUUCCCAGUAGCUGUUUUGACAAAAAUGAUUCGCCCUAUAAGGACGGCUGCCUGUCCAAAAUGAAGGCUCAACACGAGGAGCUGUUGACGGGUCCCAAGAUGGUUGGCUGGAUGCUUAUGGUCAUUGAGAUCGGUGCCUUUACUUUCACCACCAUUUUGGGGGUGACUUUGAGGAACGAACAGCGGCGCUCUGAAUACUAAAAAUCUGACUGAUUAGCUGAGUUGAGACUCAUUAGUUAAUAUUAAUAAGAAAAUAAAAAUAUUCUUGCUAAUAGCGUAUUUCUAUAGAUACUGGUUAAUAAAUUAAAUACAUUAAAAUUAAUACAUAUAAUAUUUUGCUUUAAUUGCAAAGCACAGCAUGAGACGUUAGGAAAAAGCCCAUGUGUCAGAGUGAUUCAUCGAAAUCCAUGACAACUGAAAGUAAUAAUCUUUACGCUCACGAAUUGCUAGUUUUAAAUUGUGAAAUUCCAAAAAAUACAUUUUUUUACAAAUUGUAUACGGUGGGAAAUCUGUAAGCUUUAUGGGUUAUCGGGAAUGGUUUUUGAAAAUUCGGAAUCCUUUCUAAUAAAAAAACAGUUGUAAAUUCUUUGGAAAGUGUAAUUAAAAAUUGAACAGCAUGUUUAAACAGUUCAAUCCGUAUGCUAGUUAUUAAAUCUGAACCUUAAUAAAAAAUCGGUUAAAAUGACUA